CAAACAGCAGUCGCUGCCUCACCAUGAUGGGGGAUGACAUAAAACAAGGCAGCUCACAUUUAAUUUGUUUUUUUUUUUUUGCUUUUUGUUCAAUAUAUAUCCGGUGAAUAUAACCAAGUAUUUUUGUUAAUUUUUCUUUUUGCAUUUUCUAUUUCCUAUUUAUUCGCAACUGGAUUUUAGAAUGGGGAAACAUCACUUUACUGGGAAGGAUCCAGCUGGAGAGCUUUUACGCUGCGCGGAUCUCGGAGCAUCUCAGAUACAGGGAAAUAUUUAAGCGGUUUCUACUCUGAGGACUGAACAAUGAAGUACGGACCGGUGGUGCUCUCGGCUGGGCUUACAGGUUUACUCAGCUUCACCUUCCUUGCUUUGGCCAUCGGGACUGAUUAUUGGUACAUAAUCGAUGUUAAUAAAUCCAACCACACGGGUCCAAAAGACCUGAGUUCACACUCUGGAUUGUGGAGAAUCAUUGAAGGUUCAAAUAGGAGUUCAAUCAUCUCCUCUUUUACAGCAAAUAUGUCCAGCCUGUCAGAGACAGAAAGGCAAAUUCUUGGCCUGCACAAAGUGGUGGUCAUCGUGCUCCCUCUUAGUCUGAUUCUGCUUGUGUUAGGAUGGAUCUUUGGACUUGUCAGCUCGUUGGCUUGCAGUCCCAAGUUGCUGGCUGCAUUGGCUUCCUACUUUCUCCUCUGUGGUCUUUUCACCCUGUCAGGGGUCAGCAUCUACAUCAAAUACUCCAAUCAGGCCAUGGAGGAGUUCCAGUGGAUUGUGUCUCCUGAAAAUCUUGUCUUCGUGCACGUCUCCUUUGGCUGGUCAUUACACUUGGCCUGGCUCUCCUACAGCCUGGAGGUGGCAACAGGUCUGCUGCUGUUGCUAGCUGCCAGAAUAACUCAAAUAAAGGGAUAUUACAAUUCUGGUGUCGCCAUAGCCAUGCUGUAGUGACCAAAUGCAUUUUUCAGGGGAGUUUUAGGUAUUAGUGGUUAUUUUAUUUCUUAAUAGCAAUCAAGCUUGCAAGAAGCAAAGACAGUCAAGAGCCAAAACCACAAAAUAUAUUUAAGCUACUGUACCUUUAGCAGUCACACUCAGAAGCUGACUUUAGAUCACAUUAUUGAACUGCCUUCAUCUAUUCAACACUAUUUUCCGUCCACUGACUUUGCCUAAUAUUGUUGAUGUGUUUACAAAAAAAAGACAAAUAAGCUAACCAGGCAAAUGAAUGGAUAUUUGUUCUUCAAUGUAUUUAUGCAGUAUAUUUCAACGUUUUUGCCACUUAACUGAGUUUUCUUUUUAAGAGUUAUCUAGCUUGUAGGAGGCCAAGCAUGUCAAGAAGCAAAAGCACAAUAUGUAGUGCGAGCUAGCUUUAGCAGACACACAAAGAAGCUGACAUCAAAUUAUACAUCUGAUCUUCUUUAAUUAUAUUUCUGCAGACUGACUUUUUCUAAAGUUAUUUUCUGAAUGGCUUUACCGAACUGAAAAAACCCCAACCUAGCCUAAUUAAUACAGUGUGGCAGUAUAUUUUUCCUUGAAUGCAUUUGUUUAGCCUUGUUCCCAAUGUAGUGGUAUGAAAAAUUUGCCAAUUUACAGAUGGCUUCUGUUAUUGUUUUUAUUUUGUCAGACCUACAUGUUUCAUAUCAUAUAAGAAAUUGUAAUAUCAGACAAAGAUAACCUGAGCAAAUAAAAAAAGCUGUGUUUCUAAACAAUGAUUUCAUUUGG
Molecule: messenger RNA, 1704 nt
Organism: Girardinichthys multiradiatus
Lineage: Eukaryota; Metazoa; Chordata; Actinopteri; Cyprinodontiformes; Goodeidae
Product: transmembrane protein 235-like
Cellular component (GO): apical plasma membrane
Source: RefSeq, a predicted model, not a curated record